This is a messenger RNA of Necator americanus (New World hookworm), 801 nucleotides long. RefSeq lists its product as uncharacterized. The transcript is spliced from 8 exons. The record is from RefSeq and is a predicted model, not a curated record. NCBI's taxonomy places the organism in Eukaryota, Metazoa, Nematoda, Chromadorea, Rhabditida, Ancylostomatidae. Bases 1 to 801 code for a protein of 266 amino acids.
AUGGAAAAAUUACUGGCGCCCGCUCGACCAGUUCGAAGAUCAACGGGAGUCAAGGGCGGGAAUUUUCGCAUGGCAGCACGCCGCCAGUCUGUGACAGCUCAAAUAUCGCGGCAGGCAAGACGGCUGUCUACUGUCAUCGCGCCGCAAUUUACGAAAAUUGAGCCUGUGAACAUUUUACAAAAGGUUGAAGGUGUCGAAAUAAGGUUAAGCGACACAGCACAGUAUCAACGCGCCGUUGAACAGUAUAUAAUGCGAAAUUCAGUGCAAUUUGAUCCGGUCGAAUUCGACAUACUGGAUCCUGGCGGAUACCGUAUCAUGCAAGCUAGUCUUUAUCCGGAUGGAUUGAUGGUGCAUGAAGGAAAACGGAAAGUGUGUGAAUUAUCGCUGGCAAAUGACGAAGACUCGCCCUGCUGUAUCGUUAAGAUCAAACAUCCAGUAACGAGUAUGACUGUUUACGAGUUGCGAGAUAUGGGUGGAACAAUAUGUAUCCAGUCAAAUACGGAUGAAAUGGAUGGAACUCGAAUUGUACCGUCCCGUGCGACAUGGAUGAGUCUACUGUUCGCAUGUGGAUGUGUUUUCUCCAGAGAAAGAUGGCUACUUCUCACUCAGGAUACGACACGGGCCGUUAUAGCACCAGUUUCCUCAUUUUUCCGUGAGAACACUGUAAAAAUUGAAUGGGCGACAAGCAGCGAAAACGAGAUUCGCCUGAUCGGUCUCUCGUUCGGACUAAUUCAAAUGAUCCGUGAAGCUUACCCUUCGCUCAUGCAUAUAGUUAAAGAAUUUCGCACUCGUAGAGGAUGA